AUGUUUAGCGAGUCACCAUUAUCAUCAGUUCCUCUUUCGAUUCCAUCAGACUUAUCUAUUCACCAUUCACCGACGUCAUCAGUAUCUGCAUCACCAUUAUCAUCAACAACUCAUUCACGUCGAUCAACAAUAACGUCAAAUAGUAGUCAACUAGUUGGUAUCUCAUCUACAAAUCAAUCCAAUCGACAAAUGAAAAUAGGAAAAUAUUUUCUUGAACGAACAAUUGGUAAAGGCAAUUUUGCCGUUGUUAAAUUAGCUACACAUUGUGAUACACAUCAAAAAGUAGCAAUUAAAAUCAUAGAUAAAUCACGUUUAGAACCAAAUGAUCAUAAAAAACUUGAACGUGAAAUAGCUGUUAUGAAAUCAUUAAUACAUCCGUAUAUUAUUCGUCUUUAUGAAGUAAUGGAAUCAAAAAAUCUCAUAUAUUUAGUAACAGAAUAUGCAUCCAAUGGUGAACUUUUAGAUUUACUUCUUCGUGAGAAACGUUUAAGUGAAGCAAAAGCAAAAGAAAAAUUUCGACAACUUGUAUUAGCUGUUGAAUAUAUUCACUCCAAAAAUAUCGUUCAUCGGGAUUUAAAAGCAGAAAAUUUACUAUUGGAUAGUCAUGGAAAUAUUAAAGUUGCAGAUUUUGGUUUUGCUAAUAUUUUUAAACCAAAUUCAAAGUUACAAACAUUUUGUGGCUCACCACCAUAUGCUGCUCCUGAACUUUUUCAGUGUCUUCCAUAUUUACCUGAAAAAGUUGAUGUUUGGUCUCUUGGUGUUCUUCUUUAUAUAUUCGUCUGCGGUCAUUUACCAUUCGAUAGUAAUAAUCUCGCUGAAUUACGAAAACGUGUUCUAGCUGGACAAUUUCGUUUACCAUUUUAUAUCAGUUCGGAUUGUAGUUCUUUAAUUAGUCAUAUGUUAACAGUUGAUCCUGGACAACGUUAUACUAUAAAUGAUAUUAAAAAUCAUCCAUGGUUACAAAUAAAUAAUUCAGAUAUAUCUCACAUAUUAACAUCUCAAGCACAAUCAAUACCAAAUAUUCAAUUAACAAAUACUAUAUUAGAUCAUGCAGAAUCACUUGGUUAUAAUCGUACACAAAUAUUAAAAUCAGUUAAUGGUAAUUCAUAUGAUAGUGAUGCUGCUAUAUGGCAUUUAUUAUUAGAAAAAUUCCAACAAACAUGUCAAAUAAAUAAUUCUCAGAUUUCAACUGAACAAACAAAUAGUUCAAAUUUAGCUUAUUGCAUACCAUAUAAAAAUGAAUCUAUACAUCGAUUUGAUCCAAAUAUUCAUAUUAAUUAUGUCGAAUCUUAUUCAGAUGAUGAAGAUGAAGAUGAACACACAUCAGAUCAAAUACGUGAACAAUAUACUCAAUUACAUGGUUUACGACGUCAUACAGUUGGUCGACCAGAUUUACUUGUACAUAAUAAAGUUAUUCCAACAUUGACAUCAGAAAAUCGAUAUCCUCAUCAAUUAUCAACUAUUGAACCAUCAGUUUUAACAAAUCAACUUAAUUAUCUUCAAGAACGACAAAAAUAUGAAACAUUACGUAUUCCAAAUGCUGAUGAUGAUGAUAAUAAUAGUUGUUAUUCUCAACCGCAAACAUCAAUUUAUCAUCAACGAAAUAAUCCACAUUCAACAAGUUAUAAUGGUUUAUCAGUACAUUCACCUGUAAUGACUGUUUCUGACACUUAUAAUCAACAACAACGAACUAAUCAAUGGUUAUCACCACCUGUUUCCAAUAAUUUUCAUUUAAAUCGACGUGCAAGUGAUAGUGGUGCUCAUCUACUACUAUUUCAACAACAAUAUGGCGUAAGUGGUUCAAAUACAAUUGGUGCUGUUCGACCAACACAAUUACAAUCUCCGAUAUCAAAUCGAUCAUCACGUGGAAGUAUUACACGUGGUGCACCAAUAACACCACCGACAUUUUCUAUAACACCCGAUGAAACAGAAGAGAAUGAUGAUGAAGAAGAUGACGAGAGUCUUGCAAGAUAUCUUAAUCGUGGUAAACGUCAUACUGUAUGUGAACAAGGUUCAUUACUUGGUGGUAAAGCUCGUCGUGGUACUCGUGAAACAGCGAAAGAAUGUAGUCCAUUAUCACGUCGUGCAAGUGAUACAAGUUCAAAUUUUAUAAAUAGUUCAACGAAAGUCUAUCUUGAACGUUUAUAUCAUAAUACUGUUGGUUUAAAAAUAAGUGAUGAUGAUGAUGUAACAACAUCAAGUUUACAAGAAUUACAUAAACUUCAAAAACAAGUACAAAAAUAUCCAAUGAAUAAUAAUACGAAUUCACCAAUAAAUCGACGAGCAUCUGCUGUUCCAUCACCAACCAAUUCCCUUGGUCUUCAUAUUAUUCGAGAAGAACAUCAACAAAAUCCAUUUCUACCAACAAGAUUACAAACAAAAUCUCCAUCAUCUUCAUCAUCAUCGGAAGCAUUGUAUAAUAUUGAUGAUGAUGAUGAUGAAAUGGAUUGUGAAGUUCAUAAUCAUCAACAUGCACAACAAAAAUCACAAUCACAACAAUCUAUUCGUCCACCUUAUCCAUUCUAUCGAGUACCUUAUCAUCAACAAACACCCCCACCAUAUUACUGUAAUACAAGUCCAUUACUUGCUCAAUAUUUAGUCAUCCCAACAACAACUUCUUCGUCUACGCCAUAA
Adineta steineri is the source of this 2634-nucleotide messenger RNA. NCBI's taxonomy places the organism in Eukaryota, Metazoa, Rotifera, Eurotatoria, Adinetida, Adinetidae. The record is from the annotation of a GenBank genome assembly.